AUGGCGACACAUCAUCAAUCGUAUUCUGUUGUACAGAAACCAGCCACAUGCAUGUGCUUAUUUAUGUUAGUACUAGUGAAGUGCAUACAGACACAGACUUCAUUUGAAUCUGAAUCUACUACACACAUGAUUGGUCUUGGAAGCUAUGACAUCACAGGGCCUGCUGCUGAUGUGAACAUGAUGGGAUAUGCUAAUAUGGAACAAAUUGCCUCUGGUAUUCAUUUCAGAUUGAGAGCUCGCACAUUCAUUGUGUCACAACCUCAAGAAGAAAAAUCCCUAGUGUUUGUGAACCUGGAUGCGUGCAUGGCUUCACAGCUUGUUACAAUUAAAGUUAUAGAAAGAUUGAAGGCAAGGUAUGGCAACCUAUAUACUGAGGAGAAUGUUGCUAUUAGUGGGAUUCACACUCAUGCUGGGCCUGGAGGAUAUCUUCAAUAUGUUGUAUAUAUUAUAACAUCUCUUGGUUUUGUACAACAAUCUUUCAAUGCCCUUGUGGAUGGCAUUGAAAGAAGCAUUAUGCAAGCUCAUGAGAAUCUUCGUCCAGGGUCUGUCUUUAUCAAUAAAGGAGAGCUGUUAGAUGCGAGUAUAAACCGUAGCCCGAGUGCCUAUCUGAAUAAUCCAGAAGAAGAAAGGAGUAAUUACGAAUAUGACACUGAUAAAGAGAUGACACUUUUGAAGUUUGUAGAUGAUGAGUGGGGUCCAGUGGGAAGCUUUAAUUGGUUUGCCACUCAUGGAACGUCUAUGAGCCGUACAAAUUCACUGAUUAGUGGUGACAAUAAAGGUGCAGCUGCACGAUUUAUGGAGGAUUGGUAUAACAAAGGAUUUCAAACCCAAUCACUUAUCAAAUAUAAACUACCUCGAAGAAUCUCCAACAUAAUUCCAGACUUUCAUCAACAUCGUAAAGAGCUGAUGGAAAUUGCUUCGAGCUUCCAGUCAUCUGGAGGAAGAGGUGUUACAAGAGCUCUAAGUGUUGCAAAACGAGUGAGGAGCAGCUUUAGGCAGGCUGAAAAGCCUCAAUUCGUGUCUGCAUUUUGUCAAACAAAUUGUGGGGAUGUAAGUCCAAAUGUGCUUGGAGCUUUUUGCUUAGACACUGGCUUGCCCUGUGACUUCAAUCAGAGCACCUGCAAUGGUAGAAAUGAACUCUGCUAUGGCCGUGGUCCAGGGUACCCAGAUGAAUUCGAGAGCACACGUAUCAUUGGUGAACGGCAAUUUAAAAAAGCCACACAACUCUUUGAAAGUGCGUCUGAACAACUGAAAGGGAAAGUUAAUUAUCGACACACAUACAUUGAUUUUUCCAACCUCAAAGUCCAACUUUCAGAAGCAGCUAAUAAUAAUAAUAAUGUCAAAACGUGCCCUGCUGCUAUGGGAUUUGCUUUUGCUGCUGGAACCACUGAUGGACCUGGAGCAUUUGACUUCAAACAGGGAGAUGACCAGGGAAAUGCAUUUUGGAAGCUUGUUGGAGGGUUACUGAAAAAACCAGAUGAGGAGCAGAUCAAUUGUCAGGAUCCCAAACCCAUUCUGAUCGACACCGGUGAAAUGCAUGAUCCAUACGACUGGGCCCCUGCCAUACUACCAAUUCAGAUUUUGCAAAUCGGGCAACUUGUUAUUCUCAGUGUUCCAGGAGAAUUCACGACUAUGGCCGGGAGGCGUCUGCGUGAUGCGGUGAAGGAAGUUUUGACUUCAUUUGGAGAGGAAGAAGAAAAAGAAGAAUUUCAUGUUGUGAUUGCUGGACUUACAAAUACUUAUUCACAGUAUGUGACUACGAUUGAGGAAUAUCAGAUUCAGAGAUACGAGGGAGCUUCGACUCUGUAUGGUCCACACACCCUGAAUGCAUACAUCCAAGAAUUCAAGAAAUUAGCAUCUUCUCUGAUGAAUGACCAAAAAGUGGAACCGGGCCUACAACCACCGGACCUACUAGACAACCAAAUCAGCCUUCUAACCCCGGUGUUACUUGACGCAACCCCUCUCGGUUCAAGAUUUGGUGAUUGCAAAACUGACGUUCCUUCCGGUUCAGUCUUUUCAAGGGGUGAUGUUGUGACCGCCACAUUCUGGUCAGCCUGCCCGAGGAACGACCUUAUGACCGAAGGCACCUUUGCACUUGUGGAGAUUUUGGACUCCAACAACAAAGACGAUUGGGAACCGGUUUAUGAUGAUGAUGACUGGUGCCUAAAGUUUAUAUGGUCGAGGCCUUCAAAGCUUAGUACACGAAGCUAUGCAACUAUCGAAUGGGUGAUUCCGGAUGAGGCUGUUUCUGGCGUUUAUAGGAUUACACAUUUUGGUGCAUCCAAGUCGCUUUUUGGUUCGGUCAACCAUUUCACGGGUUCUUCUACUGCUUUUUCUAUAGCAUAAAAAAGAAAUAAGAAAAAACCAUUGGUUUAUGAUGUUUAGACUUAACAGAUGGAGACGACUAUUCUAUACAUACAUAUAAAUCUGAUGACACGUGUUAAUGGCCUUAUGUUGAUGUGGAAAUAGAAAAUGAAAUUCACACUCAAACAGAACACUACAGAAUUUGGAAGUAGAUCUAUUUGGAUAAC
Messenger RNA from Lactuca virosa, 2531 nucleotides. The record is from the annotation of a GenBank genome assembly. Lineage: Eukaryota; Viridiplantae; Streptophyta; Magnoliopsida; Asterales; Asteraceae.